AUGUCCGCUGACCAAGGCGCUCCACUAGGCAUACUUGCCAAGACCGACGAAGUCACAAAGUCUGAAUUCGGCGUUGUAGCCGUCAUGCUUGGUCUACUUCCUGGGGUGCUGCAACUCAUAGGCCCUAAGUUCAGCGACCUCGCCAUCCUCGCUACCCGGAGACCUAUUCUGGCACUGUUUCUAACGAUCGGAUCGCCGUGUCCAGCUCUGGACUACGAGACUACGGGCAUGGAGUCUCUUCUCGCCGAGGACUCGCCGCCUUUCUGGCCCGCCUGGUUGAGGACGCGACGACCAUGGUUGAGCGUUGUAAUUUCUCUCCUAGAAUACUUUGCGGUUAUGGUGGCCGCUGGAAAUGUGGUGUAUCAUUUCUACCGCCUUACAUUCUAUGCUGUCGUCUUGAUCAGCACCCAGAUGGGGCAGUACGGCGGUACGCUAGAAGCCUUUGCGCCGCUGCUCUGGGCCUUCAUUGGUAUCCCUAUACACUUUCUUGGCGUCUUGCAACUACGUUUGUGCCGCGUUCCUUUGGCAGGCGAUGCUUCAUCGACACGCCCGCGGAACAAAACAUCGUUAACCUCCCGCCUCCGGAAUGAACUCACUCCUUGUGCCUUCGCGACAGACAUCGAACCCGAUGGAAUCAAACUCCAAAACGGUCCCAUAUAUCAGAUUCUCAACUGGCUGAUCAGGCUUUGCAUUUGGACUGAUGUCAUUUACGGUAUCAUCGUUCUCUCGACGAUUCUAUUUGUCCCGAUGUGGAGCGCUAUUUGGAUGAUUGGUCUUAUAUUUACGGGAACGCUUGUUUGUAGGUUAGUCUUGGCCUUCGAGAUGCACGGGUUGCGUGAGGUGCCAAAGGUGUAUGAGAAAGACUCAAAGGGAUCCAUGGAAACUGGUUAUGAAAUGGCGCGGUUCAUGCCUGAGAAUGGAAAAGCGUCAUCGCAAGAGCAUACCUUGCCUCUCUUGCAUCGCUGA
Alternaria burnsii is the source of this 966-nucleotide messenger RNA. RefSeq lists its product as uncharacterized. The record is from RefSeq and is a predicted model, not a curated record. NCBI's taxonomy places the organism in Eukaryota, Fungi, Ascomycota, Dothideomycetes, Pleosporales, Pleosporaceae. The transcript has a single exon. The coding region runs from base 1 to 966 and encodes 321 amino acids.